UCAUGGUGAGACAAUGCAAUCGUCAUAAUUCAGCAAAAGCAGCAUUCAUUGAUUCAUUUUCAAUGACUGCCAUUUGGAAGAGAAAAGCUCCAAGACUCAAGAGCAAACCCAUGGAGCAUGAAGUCAUUCUGGGAAUUGUAAAUGAACAUCAUCACUGGACAUUAGUGGUCAUUUACCCACAAGAAAAGAAGUCACUGUAUCUUGAUCCACUCGGAGAAACUAAACAAGGUAUCCAAAAUUGUUUGGAAUCAACAAGGGCAUUCAUGCGAAAAAAAGGAUGCAACGUCUCAAGAUGGACUUGUGACACAGUCAAACACCCAAAACAAGUGGACGCUACCUCAUGUGGAGUCUUUGCAUUGAAAUUUGCUGAAAAGAUCUUGCGAAAAGAGUCAAUAGACUUUCCGUCUACAAAAAAGGCCAUAAACACACACAGGCUGCAAAUUGCCACCACUCUUCUCCUAGAGACAGAUAACUUGACAAACAUCUGUCAUUUCUGCGGGGAAGAAGAGCAUGAAACUGACAACAAAUGGAUUCAGUUUGAGAUGUGUUUGCAGUGGUUCCACCAGCUCUGCGUGAAAAGCCCACCACCAGAAGAUGUGUUUAUUUGUCUCGCUUGUACAUAG
Molecule: messenger RNA, 623 nt
Organism: Maylandia zebra (zebra mbuna)
Lineage: Eukaryota; Metazoa; Chordata; Actinopteri; Cichliformes; Cichlidae
Biological process (GO): proteolysis; DNA integration; protein desumoylation
Cellular component (GO): nucleus
Molecular function (GO): nucleic acid binding; deSUMOylase activity
Source: RefSeq, a predicted model, not a curated record